Dermacentor albipictus is the source of this 9209-nucleotide messenger RNA. RefSeq names its product Serine/threonine-protein kinase Tao (gene Tao). The record is from RefSeq and is a predicted model, not a curated record. Gene Ontology annotation, molecular function: protein serine/threonine kinase activity; ATP binding. Gene Ontology annotation, biological process: protein phosphorylation. Gene Ontology annotation, cellular component: cytoplasm. Lineage: Eukaryota; Metazoa; Arthropoda; Arachnida; Ixodida; Ixodidae.
ACGCCGAUUUCUUUCAAGCUUGAGCAGCCAAUGGAAUUUUACAUAUGUCUUCAGCACGGCGCAGCUUGACUGUUUUCUUUUUACCGAAGUUUUCACCGCCACAUAAAGAGCGUAGCGACAAUUUGCAACCAAGAAAACUUGAACGAGUUCUCGUCCGAAAUUCUGUGCUUCCUUCAUCGACAGGGUGCAUCUAGCUUUUCUUCUGAAGUGUCGAAGUGCGCAUGUCAACAGUACGCCAUUUUUGAUCUGUGUUGGGUCGGAAGGGCGUCUUUCGUGGUGAAUAAACUGAUCAAGAACCUGUCCUUCUCAGAAGAAAACGACGCCAAGCAAUUUUCUACCUUUUUCCAGUUGAAAAAUAUGCUGAGAGAUGUAGAGUUGGCAGGAGUGCCAUGGGUAGGACGGGCUGCGAGCGCAGGCCUGUAGGGGGCCCCCCUGGGGGACUGCAGCCCCGGUAGUGGGCACUGCCAGCCCCCCACCCUUUGCUGCCCCCUUCCGCCUCCUCCUCGGAAGAGAGAGGAGAGGAAGGACCUAGCAGCAUGCCGUCCUUCUCGCGCCUCGGGAACCUCAAGGACCCGGAGCUUGCCGAGCUAUUCGACAAGGAUGACCCCGACAAGAUCUUUGUGGACCUCCGCGAGAUCGGCCACGGCAGUUUCGGGGCUGUCUAUUAUGCCCGGAACGUCACGACCAAAGAAGUUGUGGCCAUCAAAAAGAUGUCAUUUACAGGCAAACAGUCAACAGAGAAAUGGCAAGACAUUGUCAAAGAAGUGAGGUUCCUGCGCCAGUUAAAGCACAAGAACACAAUAGACUACAAAGGAUGUUAUUUAAAAGAGCACACCGCAUGGCUUGUCAUGGAGUACUGUCUUGGGUCCGCAUCAGAUAUCAUUGAAGUUCACAAGAAGCCUCUGCGGGAGGAGGAGAUCUCUGCAAUAUGCAAGGAUGGCUUGCAAGGUCUGGAGUACCUGCAUUCACUGGGCCGCAUACAUAGAGACGUCAAGGCCGGCAACAUCCUGCUCACCGAAAAUGGCACAGUCAAGCUUGCGGACUUUGGCUCAGCGUCCAUGAUCUGUCCGGCCAAUUCCUUUGUGGGCACGCCGUACUGGAUGGCGCCCGAGGUUAUUUUGGCCAUGGACGAAGGCCAGUAUGAUGGGAAAGUGGACGUCUGGUCCCUGGGGAUCACAUGCAUUGAACUGGGUGAAAGGAAGCCUCCCUAUUUCAACAUGAAUGCCAUGAGUGCCUUGUACCAUAUCGCCCAGAAUGACUCGCCCACACUCAGUGGAGGGGAAUGGUCGGACGUCUUCAGGCAUUUUGUAAAUUCCUGCCUGCAGAAGAACCCUGCAGAUAGGCCCACAGCCGUCAACCUGUUACAGCAUCCAUUCAUGACGCGGCCACGCUCAGGCAAGGUGAUAGUAGACCUAAUCCAGCGGACAAAGGCAGCAGUUAGGGAACUGGACAACCUCAACUACCGCAAGAUGAAGAAAAUUCUCAUGAUUGACUCGCAAGAGAACAACGAGGCCAACGUAGUGGAGGCUGAGGAUGACUCGACAGAGGACGACCAAGUGAGCACAGGGGGCAAUGGGGGCAGCAGUGCGGGCAACGGUGGGGGCGAAGGCAGCAAGAGCAGCAGCCUGCGCUCCAACCAGAGCCAGCAGAGCAGCAGCAAUGUGAGCGCGGGCAGCCACAGCAGUAGCACCAGCAGCCUGCCCCCAGCCUCGGAGAUGGACUCGUACCCACCUUCCUCUUUCCGGCAUCCGAGGGACAGUAAUUCAUCGUCAACCAGCUUGAAUAGUACAGAAGCAGGGGCCACUAAUAAUUUUGCAACGAUACGGACAACAUCUAUAGUGACACGUCAAAUGAAGGAGCAUGAGCAGGAGAACCAGAUGCACGAACAAAUGUCGGGCUACAAGAGGAUGCGGCGCCAACACCAGAAGGCGCUAGAGCAGAUGGAAGCAAAAUGUAUACAAGAGAUGGAUGAUCACAAGCAGAAGCUUGACAAGGAAUACGAAACUUUGUUACAGCAGUUUAGUAAAGAACUAGAAAAAUUACAAAUGAAGCAUCAACAGGAUCUAGAGAAAAAGCUGAAGCACAACCUGGCCGGGGAGAAGCGGCUGACACGCACCAUAGCGCAGCAGCAGGAGGAAGAGACGAAGCGCUUCCAGCAGCAGCAGAAGGUUGAGUACAAGUACCUUAAAGAGAAGCUCAAGAAGGAGCUCAGUGACGACAGCAGUGGCGGGGGUGAUGCCGCCCUGCGGGGCCACAAGGCGCAACUGCAGCAGCGACAGGCAGAGGCCCUGGCCCGGCUGCAGCGGCACCAGGCAGACUAUCUUCAGCUGGAGGUGCGCAAGUACCGGCGCCGGCGCCUGCUGCAGUACCACCGGCUCGAGCAGGAGCUGCUCCGGGAGGAGCUGGCGAAGCGGCAGAGCCAACUAGAGGAGGCACACUCCAUGCUUCUGCGGCACCACGAGACCACACAGGAGCUGGAGUACCGGCAGCAGCGGGGCGUCCACCAGCUGCGGGAGGAGCAGGUGCGCAAGCAGCACCAUACGGAGCUGGCCAACCAGCACGAGUACUGCUCGCGGAGAGAACGGGAGUUGCACAAGCGGCACGCGCAGGCCGUCAAGCAGCAGCCCAAGAGCCUCAAGCACAAGGAGCUGCAGAUCCGCAAGCAGUUCCGCGAGACGUGCAAGAUCCAGACACGCCAGUACAAGGCGUGGAAGAACCAGGUGCUGGCCUCAACGCCUAGGGACGACCAGAAGGCGGUCAUCAAGAAACUCAAGGAGGAGCAGAUCCGCAAGCUGGCCAUCCUGGGCGAGCAGUACGAGCAGAGCAUCGCCGAGAUGCUCCAAAAGCAGUCGAUCCGCUUGGACGAAUCUCAGGACACAGAAGUGCGCCAGCUGAAGGAGCAAUUGCAACAGGAGUUGGAGCUUCUCAUGGCGUUCCAGUCCAAGAUCCGCAUGCAGGCCGAGGCCCAACGCAACCGGGAGCGCCACGAGCUGCAGGAGCGUGUGUCGGUGCGCAGGGCCUUGCUGGAGCAGAAGAUGGAGCUAGAGAAGCAGCAGUUCCAAGAAGAGAAAGCUGAGCGGCAACGACUGCUAUGCGAGCGGCAGUCGCGUGAGAUCGAGGCCUUUGACGAGGAGAGCGCCCGCAUGGGCUUCAAUCCGGUCGAGAUAGCGGAGGCCUCCCGGGAGUCCUUAGGUUCGUCGGAUGCAGACAGCCUGGCUGGCAGCACCCUCAGCCUAGCCCACAGCAACAGUGCCAGCUCCUUCACCCACACGGCCCUCUGAGGCAACUCCCCCUCUCCCUCACCUCCUCCUCUCCUCGUCACACAUUGCAGUGGUCAGUCACGGCAGUCUGCCACACUCACGCAGGCCAGUGUGGAGUUAUUCUUCAAACACAAUGGUGCAUGGUGCAAGGGUGGUGUGCCGUGUGCACUAGGCUGUCUUUUGCUUGUGGACGCAACUUCCCGCAGACCUCAUGGGUAGUAGGCACUAGAAAGAAGUACACCACCUUGGCCAUGAUUUUGUAGCGAUACCUUUUUCGAUGCUAUUACUUUUUGCAUUUUUCACACAUCAUCAGUGAUCAUAGCGACGCUUCGUCCGCAUUACCAGUGGGAUCAAGCAGCCAAGAAUGGUAGUUGAUAUCAGGUGCAUAUAAUCGAGUUGAAGAAACCUCUAUAAUAUUGAGGGCCUAUUCGCUCAACCACUCAUUUGUCUGAAGAAAGUAGUCGAGGUACUGCAGUCAUUGCAGAGAUUCAAGAUUUGUUUACUGUAUAAAGCAUGGGAACAAAUUGCCUGCUCUGGGAAUGGUGUAAACUAUCUGGCUGCAAGAACUGUGAAAAAAAAAAUUCUUUUAGUGCCAGACUGGAGGGGCCACACUUGAGAUCUGCGAGAAGCAACGAGAGAAUUGUGUCAUUGCUGCUCAUGGUGACGCCUACUCUGGCAUGCUUCCCAUUUUGGAUCAUACCUCCAGGUGCUACGUGCCUGAAGCUGUGCAGUACAAGGUUGUUAAAAUACUUGUCUUGCUGAGUCGAUUAUGUUCACUUGGGAAGAACUUUCGAGAACUCCUUGCUCUGCUCUGAUAGGCAGUGUGGAGAAUAUUGCUCUCUCUCUCUCUCUCUCUCUCAGUCACAUUUCUUUUUUGUUGCAAUCAAAUGGUAGUUUUGCAUGCCAUUGUGACAGAAUGAAAUUUCUUGAUAAAUAAACCUGCAGCUGGUCAGUCCUCCCUAAGUGUUGCAAAUCAGAGCUGCAAGCAGGACAAGCAUUCCAGGUCAUACUUGCACAUUCUGCACUGUCUCAGUUGUACAGUGCAGUCAAACAUUGAAGAAGUUAGAUGAAAAAAUCUUGUUUGUUAUAUUGGAUGAUUAUUAUAAGAGUAGACACGAUUGGGUCCAGCAGUUAUGUUUCUGGGGCUUCCUUUUAGUACCAGAAAGGACCAAGCCGUUGCUUUAGAUAUCUUCCAUUUGCUGUUCAUGAAUGAUGCAAGCACUGUCGUGCAUCAGAUGAAUCAAGUGUACAAAAGAGUGUGAUUACUAGUUGCUUUAGGAAAUGUUUUCAAUUUUUUGUUGCUGGUUUACAUAUUUUAAGCUACCACUGGGAUGGUAUGCCAACAGGCCCUGCAUUUUUGGCUACAUUAUAAGACUAGAGCACUAAUUUCCCUGAGGCAUAGCUAACGAAGCUUUAUAUUUCCUUUGUUGUAUCUGAUAGUUCAUUGCAUUAGUGUUUGUUAUGUCAAAAUUUGACUGUAUUACAUUUAGCUGCCGUAAAGCUCACAGUGCUUAAGUUCUUCACGUUUAUGAAGUGACGCUGUUGGUUAUACUUUCAGCGCUGUGGUAUCUAAUGCAUGGAAGGAGAAUGCCAGAUUGCCGUGUAGUCCACUUCAUUUGGAGCACUGCACCAAAUGUUUUUUUCUCGUGCAGUGCUGUUUAAUUGUUGCUACAGCUGGCAAUAUUGUCCCGUUUGUGGAGUCGGGCCUAUCAUUUCAUUCAGGCCAGCGGCACCUAGUUUAUCAUGAAGGAAUUAAUGAAUGCAUCAAUUAUUUUUGUAAAGCUGGUUAUGGCCUAAUUAAUUGGAAAGAGGUGUGUAAGGGGCCCAGGAGGGAAACGGGACAUUCUGGGAAUCAGUGGCCAUAAAAGUGUGCAUAUAUUAUUACAAACUUGAGCUCACUUACUGUGAGAGGCAGUUUUGAGGCCAUGAAACAAGAAGUAGGGAAGAAGUUAAAAUGCUUAUAGUACAGCUGGAACAAAAUCUCUCUCUCUCUUCUCUCCCUCCUUUUGGUCUUGUAACAAAAACACACACACACGAACUUCUGAAAGCUUUGGUACAUGAAUAAUAUGAGGAAAAGCCAAUUUGAAAUUUGAUAAUCCAGAAAAAGUUUUGUAUCGUAAUGCAUAAGGAAUUGAGUGGCUCAUCAUUCUGCCAUAGGGUGGGGUCUGAAUGCUCAUCAAAGACAUGCCUUUUAGUUCAGCAUAGCCAAUGCAGUAAAGCUGGAUUGCAACACUCAUCAGGAAAAGUAUGUUUAGCUAAUCUAUUAUGUCUUCAAUAGGUAUUGUGAGGUGCAAACUGCAAAAAAAAUUGUCAUAAUUCACAGCCAAAGCCUCCAGUCUGCAGUUAAGAACUGCUCUGUUUGGGCCCCAUACUCAAUUCAAGAACGUCCCUAUCAGUUGCAGGCUUCAUAUUUAAACCGUAAAGUUCUUGCGUUUCUUCCUAGUUUCUGAAUCUCGAACACCUUUGCAAAAUCCAGCUUUAUGUAUCCAGCUGACCUGGAGCCCUUUUGGAUGGACAGCUGCACUCGUGGUUUCGUGCAUAUAGCGCAGGGAAGGUUACGGUGAAUUCCACUGGCUGGUUUGAAAUACUAUUAAAAAGGCAUGCUCAUUUUGUAGGCUCAUUUUGUAGAAGAUGCAGUAGCUUUUACUGAUAUAUUCAAAACUAGACUGUCUAAUCUAGUGAGGAAACAUGUGACUGUGCGCAUAUUCUGCCAGACGAGCACCCAUUCUUGUCUGCGGAGCAGAAGAAAUGGUUGCUCCCCAAAUGGACCAGCGGAAUUCUCCAUUUAUUGCAACACUUGUUUGCUGCAUACGUGAUUUCAGUUUGUCCAUGGCACCAUGCAGCAGCGUGCGAGCGAAGUGCAUUGUCACACGUGCACACACACCUCCGCAGUCUGCGCGUGCUCGUUUAUUAAACCUGACGAGACAGUAACCAGAUAAAGAAAUGCUGCCAGGUGGUUAUGGCUGGCCCUGGCCUUUGGUGGCAGACUGCCUGGACUGUCCCGUAGGCCUGACCAUGUUGAUGAGUGAUUGUCCCCCUUUACAAAAAACCCUUCUUGUUGUUGUAACUGGCACCCCGAGGCUGCCGUGGCAUGGUUGGUGGAGUGUUGACCUGACCCUUGGUUGUUUUCCUCCCCCGGUAUUUUUGGUCAGUGCAGUGCAUUCUGUGUGCAGGGCACGCUGCCGCGCAUCCCACCCAGGAGUGCCAUUGAAAGGUGGUCUGUUAUUUUUUUUUUUUUCUUUCUUUAAACGAGUGUGGCGGGGAGAGAAAAGUGCGAAUACUAUAGGUCGAUUUUCUUCUUUCUGGUGCGUUACUUUUUUUUUUCAUUCUCCUUUUUUAGCGCUUUUUUUUUUCCUCUGCCCAUUUUUUUGUCUUGAGACCCAUUCAUUUUUUUUUUCGAAGGGCAUGCCAUUUUACGGUGCUAAAAACUUUUAUUUUUUAUUUUAAAUGCUGUACCCAGUGCCCUCUGCGUCCUUUACAUAGUUUCCCUUUUAGUGCAACAUUUUUUUCCAGCCCCCCCCCCCCUUUUUUUAUAAUGUGCUGCUGUUAGCCUUUUUUUGACAGAGAAGGCUGGUACCCUUCCCCUUCCCCUUUCUUUUUCUUUUUAAUAGAAAUUACUGUGCUCUACUUUUUGUGGCCAGUCCAAGUAGUCUUUGAUUGGUUCAGUUUUCUUUUCUUUUUUAAUAUAUAUUUCAUUUUUCCCUCCCCCUUAAUUUUUCUGGUGCAAAGCUGGCAUUGACAUUCAAUGCCUCUCGGUUCUGGCAGAAAUAGUGAGUAACUUGGAAAAAUCCGGUGUAGUGUGCGCUGCCAAAGUCGCAAAGUUUCUUGGAUGCCAUUUUGAUGCUGUUGAGACACUGUAGGCUUCCUCUGCUCAGUUUUGAUGAUCAAAUUGUAAUAGUCUGAGGGGUGUUAAAAAAAAGAAGAAGAAGAAGAACGGUGUGCGGUGACAACUUUGUUUUUGGAUGGAUUGCAGCUGCUUUCAUGCAGCCUGCAAACCAUAGUUUUACUAAGUAAGUAAGAAUGCACAAAGUGUACAAACAUCUGUGCUAAAUGUUAGCAAUGUUGAAUCUGGCAACCCAGGUGUGUGUCAGGGUUUUAGAAGAAUCGCAGUGAAACUCUCAUCAUCAUACGGGAGUUUUAUGUCUGUGAACCUCGGUCCUUUGGUUGUUUUGCUUUCUCUGCAAAACAAAUGUCCUCUCACACCUUAAGCCAAGAUUUAUAAAUAGCCUGCAUGUGCUAGCCCUGUGUCUGAGCAGCAGCUGAACAAAGCUUCUUUGGAUGCGACGCUGCUUGGGUAUUGAUGCCCAUUUUAGCAGUCUUAAGGCUGUAGCUCUAAAGUGGCAACCGAACUGAAUAUAGGUUUGUCCGAUUCUGAAAAGCUCUAAGCAGUGCAAUUCGUGCUGUGCCAGGCUACACCCACUCGCUGCCACGUUCAUGGGUGCACCGCACUGCGGCAGCACCUUGGUGCGCCUUACUUUGCACCUUGUGCAAUCGAGGAAGGAAGUGCGGGGUGUGCUGCAGCACCACCGAACAGUCGAGGACCUAGGUGUAGGGAAUAUUGGUUGCAUUGAAUAGACCUUAUAUUUCUGAUGUGUAGUUGAUGCAUUGUUGCCGGUGUGUCCAUUUUGCUCAGUGCUGUGACCGUACUGCAGUCCCUGUCGGAGUGUGUUCCCCAUGGUUACCAGCUGAAGCUGAUAUCCACGCGGUGUUCAUUUCAACUCGUGAUAACAUCGUGGUUACUGUAUUGUGCAAAAUGGAUAAUCCAGCAUCUUGUGACACUGAGCCCCCCUUCAAAAAAAGAAAAAAUAUAUUCAUGUGGUUGCCGCUCAAAUUUAGUGCAUCUCGAUUUCUGUGCAUGCAUACCGAGGAAGCUUCUCUUCUUAUUUCUGCUCGCAUUUGGGUGGUGGUGAACAGAGUUCAAGUGCCAUACAUUUUGUAGGUCUUGCGUUUAAAACAAUUUUGGCCUAAAAUGAAAGGGCAAACCAAUGUGACAACCCUUCUUACAAGCACACACACACACGCAUGCACGCACACAAAAGAAAAGCAACAAGUGCAGAUUUUGUAAUGCCCAUAUUAGAAGUCGGUGUCAUGCAGGUGCCAUUAAACGUGCUGUUGCCAGCGAAAGUUUGCAAACCACGGUACAAAUUAAAAAUAUAUAUAUAUUACUGCAGCCUAGGCAUGCAACAUGCCUCCAGGAAGCUGGAAGUGUCCGAACUUGGGUGUCAUGUGGUCACUAAAGUGCUGCAUCCCUCAAUGUCUACAAAGUGGCUUGGAAGCUUUAGUUCUUUCAAUGCUCCCACUGUCACAACACUUUUGCUGGUAACGGUACAAGAGAUUGCAGUACCACAAGUUGCUCUUUUUCUAAACAAGCAAAAAAUGAAAAUUUUGGACUAAUGGCCAUUUGUUGCUGCACAUGCACUCGUCUACAGCGGUUGUAGUAAGCCCUGCCCGAUGGAAUCGUGGUCAUAUUUCUGAGAGCAGGAAAAAAAAUUGUGAAAAGCUAGCGCACUGUUCACAUACAGCUCAAGAUGAUGUUGUGCACUUUGUUGCUGUCAUUUUAUACGAGCCUAGUAGAUGGAUGUUCCUCAAGACGAACAGUCUUCCGUUUCAGUGACGAUGAGUGCUUGGAGAUUUUGUAAGCUGCCCAUUCCUUUUUAUGUCCGCCUUCUCUCUGUCCCUCAAUUUUUUUUUUAAUUUUUUCCCUAGGCACAUUAGAAGCACCAAACAAAGAAAAACUAUUGGGGCAUGCUACCUACAUUUUUAUGUUGACCCCAUAAGUUUUUGUUUUUCUUCAUUAUUGUGUGCUACUACCAACUUGGCCCCUGCCCAACAGUUCUCCUCUUGAUGUAAAUAGUGCUGUAUAAAAAAAAAUACAUCAACUGGGUUGUAUAGACAAGGUCACAUGCACCUUUGCCAGUGAACGAGCGAAUAAAUGAUUUCGGAAGAAAG